GUUUUCCACACUCAUUACGUGCAGCCAAAAUAGAAACUAGCACCGCUGUCGCACUCACAAAAUGUUGCUCGAAGAUCAACGAUACCUCCACGAGGAUCUGGAGCGGUUAGAGCAGGCUAUCGCUGAUCGCGUGGCGGAGGAGCCCCGAAAUGUCCGCGAACGUCUAGCCCGUGAUCAUGAAGUUGCCAAAUUCCUUGACAGAAUUGAGGAACAAUCGAAGCGACUCCUCGAAAUCUACAAGGAUGCCGAUGGACUACGGGAGAAGGAAGUGCAGUCAAUUUCUACCGGCGAUCAGUUUGAAGAAUUCUACAAUCAACUCGGCGAGAUCAAAGACUUCCACAAGCGCUAUCCCAAUGAACCUACCGAGAACCUUGAGCGUGCAUACAAGCGCCAUGAACCCGGCGAAGGCGAGUUUAUGGGUAUGGAGAUCGACAAUAUGUUUACUGGUGAAGAAGGAUUCGGACAGUACCUUGAUCUUACGAAACCUCAUGAGGACUAUCUGAACCUUCCCGGGGCAAAGCGGUUGACCUACACCCAAUAUCUCGACAUCUUCGACAUCUUCACACCACCCACCCUGUCAAUCAAGCGGAAAGACAAGAUCACCGACCGGUACUUUGGUUAUGUUGGGGAGCUUGCCAGCUAUCUAGAGAACUUCUUGAAGAAAGUGAGACCGCUAGAAGAUCUGGACAAACUUUUCGCUGGUUUCAAUGAACAAUUCGAAAAGCAGUGGGCUGCGAAGGAGAUCCCGGGCUGGUCUGAGGAAAAGUCUGAAAACGGCACCUCCGGUCCGACAACUGAAGGAACUGGCGAGGGCAUUUGGUGUGCAGACUGUGAAAAGGAGUUCAAGAAUGAGAACGUCUACCGGAAUCACUUGACUGGCAAGAAGCACAUUCGAGCAGCAGAAGCCCGCAAGUCUGGUGAGGCGCCAUCCGCCGCCGCAAGCAAGGGAACAUCUGCAGCCUACAGUAUGAAGGAACGUGCAGUCGCAGAACGUGAACACCGAAUCCGUUGCUUGACAGAUGUCCUGAAGACAGAGCGACAAGCGACGAAGAUCAACGUUGAGCGCCGACAGGGUAUGACCGAACGUGAACGUCAAAUGGAAUUGGAAGCUAUCCUGGCCGAGCCCGAGAGCGCGGGCGCCGAGGGGGUCAAGCUGGGGAUGAGUCGGACGGUGACGAUGAGGAGCGUGUUUACAACCCAUUGA
This is a messenger RNA of Penicillium canescens, 1204 nucleotides long. Its product is annotated as SF3a splicing factor complex subunit PRP9. NCBI's taxonomy places the organism in Eukaryota, Fungi, Ascomycota, Eurotiomycetes, Eurotiales, Aspergillaceae. The record is from RefSeq and is a predicted model, not a curated record. Gene Ontology annotation, biological process: mRNA splicing, via spliceosome. Gene Ontology annotation, cellular component: spliceosomal complex. The coding region runs from base 62 to 1204 and encodes 380 amino acids. Gene Ontology annotation, molecular function: RNA binding. The transcript has 2 exons.